This is a messenger RNA of Otolemur garnettii (small-eared galago), 2248 nucleotides long. It is a transcript of the gene NARS2, whose product is annotated as asparaginyl-tRNA synthetase 2, mitochondrial. The transcript is spliced from 14 exons. Gene Ontology annotation, molecular function: ATP binding; asparagine-tRNA ligase activity; nucleic acid binding. The record is from RefSeq and is a predicted model, not a curated record. Bases 342 to 1775 code for a protein of 477 amino acids. Gene Ontology annotation, biological process: asparaginyl-tRNA aminoacylation. Gene Ontology annotation, cellular component: mitochondrion. Lineage: Eukaryota; Metazoa; Chordata; Mammalia; Primates; Galagidae.
UGGCUGCGCGCAUUGGGGCUCGGAGUCUUAAGUGCAAGUUUAGAAUUAUCGCGGGGUGGCGAGGUCCCGGGGCUGCUUGUAAAGCGUGGUUUCUUUCUGGCGUUUGCCGAGUGUGCAGUCCACCUGCUGGGAAGAGGGAAGCAGGGAGAGGAUUUUUUUGUAGGGAGGACCUCUGGGAGCCCUGAAGGAGAAAGAGCAACCGUGGGGGAGGGGGUGGCUGCGGAGCGCCUGAAGGCUGGGCUGCGAACUAGAAGAACGGCUGAGAAGGGGGAGCGCCUGCAGGCAGGGUCCGAACGCUGACGUCAGGGCUGGUCCUGCGGAGGGCCUGGGGCAGCCGCGCGAUGAUCGGGGCCCGGUGCCUGCUCCGAGCCCUGCGCUUCUGCUCCUCCGUUCCCUGCCCCAGGCACAAACCUUCAGCCAAACUGAGCGUGCGAGACGCUCUCGGGGCCCAGAAUCCGAGUGGGGAGCGCGUUAAGGUCCAGGGAUGGAUUCGUUCAGUCCGAUCCCAGAAGGAAGUCUUGUUCCUGCAUGUAAAUGAUGGGUCCUCUUUGGAAAGCCUUCAGGUUGUUGCAGAUUCAAGCUUUGACAGUGGAGAACUGGCUUUUGGGAGUUCUGUGGAAGUGCAAGGGCAGCUGGUAAAAAGUCCAUCCAAAAGGCAAAAUGUAGAACUGAAAGCAGAAAAAAUCGAAGUUAUUGGAUAUUGUGAUGCCAAGGCUUUCCCUAUCAAAUAUAAAGAGAGGCACCCUCUGGAGCACAUGAGACAAUAUCCUCACCUUAGGUGUAGGACUAAUGUUCUGGGUUCUAUACUGCGGGUUCGAAGUGAAGCUACAGCUGCUAUUCAUUCUUUCUUUAAGGACAGUGGCUUUGUGCAUAUUCAUACCCCGAUAAUCACAUCUAAUGACUGUGAGGGGGCUGGAGACCUUUUUCAAGUUGAACCUUCAAGCAAAAUAAAGGUACCUGGGGAGAAUUUCUUCAAUGUUCCUGCCUUCUUAACUGUCUCGGGACAACUUCAUCUAGAAGUGAUGUCGGGAGCAUUUACUCAAGUGUUUACCUUUGGUCCAACAUUCCGAGCUGAAAAUUCUCAGAGCCGAAGACACCUGGCAGAGUUUUAUAUGGUAGAAGCAGAGAUUUCUUUUGUCAGAAGCCUUCAAGAUCUCAUGCAGGUUAUAGAGGAACUCUUCAAGGCUACAACAAUGAUGGUUCUUUCAAAUUGUCCUGAAGAUGUUGAACUCUGUCACAAAUUCAUAGCUCCUGGCCAAAAGGACAGAUUAGAACAUAUGCUAAAAAACAACUUUUUAAUCAUUUCGUAUACUGAAGCAGUGGAGAUCUUAAAGCAAGCUUCCCAGAACUUCACCUUCACCCCAGAGUGGGGUGUUGAUCUACAAACUGAACACGAAAAGUACCUAGUGAAGCACUGUGGCAACAUACCAGUCUUCGUCAUUAAUUAUCCAUUAGCACUCAAGCCUUUCUACAUGCGGGAUAAUGAAGACGGCCCUCAGCACACAGUUGCUGCUGUUGAUCUUCUGGUUCCUGGAGUUGGGGAACUCUGUGGAGGAAGCCUCAGGGAGGAACGGUACCAUGUCUUAGAGCAGCGCUUGGCCAGAUCACGACUUAACGAAGUCUACCAAUGGUAUCUGGACCUUCGUCGAUUUGGAUCUGUGCCACAUGGAGGUUUUGGGAUGGGAUUUGAACGCUACCUGCAGUGCAUCUUGGGAGUUGAAAAUAUCAAAGAUGUUAUCCCUUUUCCAAGGUUUACUCAUUCUUGUCUUUUAUAGCUGGAAGAUUGGUUAAGAAAAGACACCCCAAUGCAGAGGCACUGCAUAUGAAUAUGCACAUAGGAGAAUGCGCGUUUAGAUUUUAGAAAUGCAGAUUUCAGUAUGUAAUUGUCACACCACAAGAUGUAACACAUGAAAAAUAAAAGCGAUCAUGAUUUUCUUAGAAAGUUGAUUGCAUUUCUUGGAAGUAUGAACUUCCUCAAGAAGAGGUACUUACAGCAAGUGGACUCUGAAAUCUAUUACCUCAACUAAGAAGAAAGGAAAUUGAACUAGAUGGUUUCAAAGAUCCUUUCAAACUCUAAAAUGGGACACAGUCUAUUUUACUUUGUCUUUAAUCAUUAUAUCACUUUUCCCUGUGUAACGUUAGAGCACCAACUAGUAGCUAACAAUAAAUUGUUGAUCUUUUUUCUCCUGCCAUUUAAUCUGUGCUAAAUGCCAAUCUUAUUCUUAGUGUUUUACUAAACAUUUCAGAA